This is a messenger RNA of Prunus mume (Japanese apricot), 1888 nucleotides long. The record is from RefSeq and is a predicted model, not a curated record. Lineage: Eukaryota; Viridiplantae; Streptophyta; Magnoliopsida; Rosales; Rosaceae.
GUAGCGUGUCAACAAUGAUUUUCAUCGAUCCGGAUAUACAAGAAUUAGAUACAUACAAAAUGACCUUUGGCGCUUUUGUAGAUGCUAUUAAAAUGGUCCCUCCUUCUUCGAUUCAACCGAUCAAGCCUGAGGAAUUAGAAAAUGCUAAAAAAGCUAUCUGUACAAGAGUUGAAUGUUCUUGAUCCGGAUUUAUGCAAGGAUGCUUUUAUUUUAUGUAGAGCAGCCAUUACGCGUUUUAAUACGCGUAGUGGAUGGUGGUAUAAGGCAUGCCCAUCCUGCUUCAAACAACUUAGAUCCAUUGCCCACAAUGAUGAACUUCUGUGUCCUAAACACAACAAUCAAAUUCCUCUCCCUUGGUUUAAAGUUGGUUUGGUUCUUGAGGAUUCAACUGAUGAAACAAAUGCUAUGAUCAUUGGAAAAGCAGCAGAGCAAUUGUUUGGAAUUUCUUGCAAUGAAUUGGUUAUUCAACAAGGUUAUACUGACCAGCAAGAGUUUCCACAUGCAAUUCUACAGACAAGAGGCCAAUUUAAAAAUUUUCAACUUCGGUUUGGCAGCAUAAAAACUGAUUCAAACAGAAAUGAUUUGCUUAUUCAAGCUGUGUUUGAUGAGAAGGUACAACUUCUUGAAUCAGGAUCAGAAGCCAACUUUGUUGAACAUCAGAAAAAAAAAUAUUGCUGCCCAAAUGCUUCCGCCCACUCCCCCACUUCUUUCAAAGAAAACACCGCCUGUAUCUCUCGCUGUCUCAUCCAAUCCUUCUUCAGUGGAGCCCAUUUCAAAUUCGAAAAAGAAACGUAAACUUCCAGUGAAAAGAGCUCUUCUCACCUCUUUAACAAGUGAAAAACUGAAAAGUGAUGUUGAAGCUGAAAACAAAUCUGAGAAAACUGUUGCUGUGCAAACCAGAGAAGAAAACGUGUCAGCUUCUGACAAUUUACCAAUUAUCGAUUUGAAGAAGAAAACAGUCCAAGGCAGUUCCGAAACCACCUCUCCUACUCCCACAUCAGAUGACUAUCAUUUCACUAUCAUCCAUUACGAUUGACAACAACAAACACAUCAGCGGAAAAUGGAAGGAAGCGAUCAAACUCCACAUGAUAUUGAAAACCCUUGGAUUCCAUUAGUAACUUCAAUGAGUGAGGAGUUGGAUGGCUUGUCUCCCCUCUCCUCUUUGUGUUGCAUUUAUAGAGUUCCUGAACGACUACGGCGUGUGAGUGAAAAGGCCUACACACCUCAGGUAGUCUCUAUAGGCCCACUUCAUCAUGGCGAGGAAGGCCUAAAAGCCAUGGAAGAUCACAAAAAGAGGUACUUGCAAGAUUAUAUACGUCGGACCAAGAAGCAAGUAAAAGACCAAGAAGCAAAACUGCGCAGUUGUUAUGCAGAAACCAUUCAGGUUAGCAGUGAUGAAUUUGUGAGAAUCAUUCUAGUGGAUGCCGCCUUCAUCAUUGAGGUCUUGUUGAGGUAUCGUGUCGAUGAAUUGCAGGAUGAAAAUGACCGUAUAUUUAACAAACCAUGGAUGUUGCAGGACGUAUGGCCUGACAUGCGGUUUUUUGAAAAUCAGUUGCCAUUCUUCAUUCUUGAGGAACUUUUUGACCCCGAAAAAAUCAAAGUCUCUUCUAACAAUAACAAUAUUGAGAUGCUUUCGAUACUCAACCUUUGCCACAAUUUCUUCAAAACUCUAAUGCAUAUAGAGGGAACAGAUGGCAAUAUGGAGAAAUUAUGUGCUUCUAAAGUAGAACACUUUGUAGAUUUUUGUAGAAAUUUGUAUCCACCUCUGCCAUUGAAACCACCUGCUAAAGGGCCAAUUGAAACUCUAAGGUGGAAUCACCGAAAAACUUAUUCGGCAUAUAAUUCGCUAAUGGGAUUCUAGAAAUUCCAAAAUUAGCAAUAAGUGAUG